Molecule: messenger RNA, 5613 nt
Organism: Anopheles coustani
Lineage: Eukaryota; Metazoa; Arthropoda; Insecta; Diptera; Culicidae
Gene: ens
Product: protein split ends
Exons: 12
Coding region: 1-4359 (1452 amino acids)
Biological process (GO): microtubule cytoskeleton organization
Cellular component (GO): microtubule cytoskeleton
Source: RefSeq, a predicted model, not a curated record
AUGAUAUCAGUGAAACGACCUAGUGUUGCGAGCCAUCCAAGCGCCCACCACCACCACCAUCACCAUCAUCACCACCACCAUCAUCAACACCACCAUCAGCAGCAGUCGCACCAACCGCAGCAUCAGCAUCACCACAACCAUCAGCUGCACAGCCUGCAGAACGGCUCGUCGACCGGUGUUCUACCUUCUGCCACUCCGACGGUAACGACACCGACGACUACGACGGCGACUCCUCGAACCACUUCCGCCAACAACAACCGGCUCAUUCGAAGCCGCAAUCAGCUCACCAUCGGAGGCCUCGGGUCGGAUAGCGGCCGGUCUCAGCAGCACAGCCAUAGCUUUACGAACGGCGGCUACGUCUCGAACGGUCUGUCGAACGGAACGCCAGCAGCGUCCGGGCAGGUGGGCAGUGGACACUUUAACCGACCGACGGGAGCGUCCUCGUGGUCCGGCACCGGAAGCGGCUGCUCGAUCAUCACGAACGGCGGCAGUCUCUACUACAGCAGCAGCAACGGGGGCUACGGUGUGAGCACGGCCAGCGUCAACCCGAAGAUACGGGACAUCUACGAGUUCGACAGCCUGUUCCUGCUGCCGACCUGCGCCCUCACCUCAGACAAGGCGUCCAAUCUGCGCAAGGACCUCGCCGCGUACGACUUCGACAUCAAGAUCCUGGAGGAGGGGCCGCGGGCUGCAAACUACAACGUUUGGCAAUCCGGCAACAGAGAUGCGACCGUACAAAAACAGUCAAGGCCGUCUUCAGCUAAUAGAGAUCGACUGCAUGAUCAGCACUCGGUCGCGCACACACUUCAUUGGUUUGCCUGCGUCGGCGACGAUAGUGCCGAUAACGGUAGAAACACAGAAGAACUGCAAAAAGAGCGCGAGGAGCGAAUAAAACAGAUGAAGGAACGACAGAACGAGGAGCGACAGAAGAAGCUCGAGGAGCUGAAGGCACAAGCGCUGGCGGCGCAAAAGUUCCGCGAGCAGAAGGAGGAAGAACGGCGCCGCCGGAUGGACGACCUGCGGAGGCGGGAAAACGACCGGCGGUCACAGGUCGAGGAGCGCCGACGGGCCAUCAUCGAGGCGGACAACGAGCGGCGGGAGUACAUACUGCGCAAGAACCAGGAGCGCGACCAGCGCAUGGAGACGAAGCGACGCAAUGAUCGCGGCUCGAUCCAGUUCGCUUUCGGCUCGUCGACGCCCCGCAUGAUCGACACCAGUGACAGUGGCAUGUGCAGCUCGUUCUGGGCGCACCGGAGAGCAACAUCAAUCACGAACGUAGCGUACACGGGGGCGGCACUGACGAGGCGCAGCUCGGAGCGCGAACUUACCGACGGUGCGGCGAAGAAGCGAGCUACCUCCGCCAGUGGUCUCGACCGAUCGACAGACGACCAACGACGAAUGUCCAGCUCGAUGUACGAGGUGUUCAACUGGACCAGCACUAGCGAGUGCCCGAGAAAGCUUACCUUCUCGCUUGCCGGGACCGGCAUCAACAUCGACGAUCCUCCGACGGCAGCCGACUACCAACCGGCCGUCUCCCGUAGUUACGCUAGCGGCAAGGACGAUACAGCAGAAAUGAACUAUCAGCGCACUGUCAAUCGUCGAAAGACCGAUCUAAUGCCUACCAUUCCUAGUCCUCGCGAUAGCUCUAGAUCGUCUCUCGGUACACACACUCCCAGAACACCAGGCCGAGCAUUCUCGAUGACCCGCCUGGAUCAGCUGGCGCAGCCGCGUCGGCGCAACGGCGAGCACAUAAGCGCAAUACUGGAGCGCGAGCGCCGCCAGGCCCUGGAGCUGGAGAACCUGACCCGCCUGUCCCUUUCGUCGUCCCGUUCGUCACCGACCGGCAGUGGGGGCGCCAAUAGCAAGCGUAUGUCGCGUAGCAUGUCACAGCUGGCCGGCAGCGGGGCCAAGUAUCGCAACCAGUCGCAGGACUCAAACUCGGGCCGCAGCCCCGGCUUCGGCGGUGGACGCAAAUCGUCGUUCAACACGUCCAUUAACAGUGGCAGCACCUCGCCGAUGCGCCGCAACGACACGUCGAAAAGUAUGUCGCAGCUGAACACGGUACUUUCCGUCGGCGGUGCAGGUCGCAUGACCAAAACGGAGCGUCUGCGCCAGCAGUACCAUCACCAGCAGCAGCAGCACCAGCAGCAUCAACAGCAGCAACAACUUCAAAAUCAGCAUCUGGUGACGAACGGGCUCCGUUCCGGCGAAAUGACGCCCACCAGUCUGAACACUUCGCGACCCGGAAGUGCAAUGUCCAGCUCGACGACCGCAUCCGGUAUCGUGUACCGGCGAUCCCUGCCAGCGCAACGUAAACCACGUCCGGCUAGUAUUGCCGUCACGGGGGUCUCGGCCUCCGGGUUGAAGGAAGAGAAGCCCCCACUUCCAAAGACAGGACCGUCCGUUGCGGCGACCGGUCUAACCAGCGCCAGCAGCAAGCAUCGCCUCUCGAGUGCCGGGUCCGGUAGCAUUCACACGACGCCCGCAAAAUCCUCCGCCGGCACGGAAACGCCAACGAAGAAAGUAAGCGCACCGCCGUCAGCCGAUAAGCAGCGGGUGGCGAGUUCCCGUGGAGCCACACCGAAGGCAUCCUCGACUCCGCUACAAUCGCCGGGACCGGAAAAGGCUUCCCGUAAUCUGCACGAUUCGUUGAAGAAGAUGUCCGUCGCUCCGGCGGUGGUGGAUGUUGCGAGCAAGAAGGCUUCGGCGGAGGACAAACCGGGCCCAAAGCAAGCGACACCGAAGGCAGCACCGGUCGAUACGGCACCGGUUUCCGAGAAGAAGCAAGAAGUUGCUCACAAGAUGGAGGAAUCGAUUGUCGAAGAGGAAAAGCUUCAAGAGCAGGAUAGCACGGUCGCUCCAGUGGUUGAGCAGCCAGUGGCACAGCAAGAGCAGCAACAGGAGGCAGCACAAUACGAGGAGGUGGCACCUCCUGUACAACAGGAAGUCACAGCCUCCGCCCUGGACGUAGUGUCGGCGGACCGCGUCGAACCAAAGCCAGUCUUCGUGGAGGUCUCCGAAGAACCGACGGUGGAGAAGCAGCCUGAGCAGCAGCCCCAACCCCAGCCAGACUCAACACAGCGUGACACUGCCCCCGAGACUACAGUUGCUCCGGUGGCGGAAGUGAACGAAGCGAACAACACCAGUCUGACCGUGGACGGCGUCGGAGCGUUAGGCGGUGAUUCGAUGACCGCUUCCAUGAUUGCGAAGCGCAUCAACACGGAGGAGGAAGCCAAGGCGGCGCUGGCCGAGCGACGCCGGUUGGCGCGCGAGGAAGCAGAACGUCAGGCCGAACUGGAGCGGAAGCGCAUCGAGGCGGAGGAGCAAGCCGAACGCCAGCGCAUCGCCGAAGAAGAGGAACGUCUGCGCAAACUCGAGGAGGAAACGAUCCGACUGGCCGAGGAGCAGCGACGCAUGGAAGAGGAGCGGCUACAGCAGGCCAUCGAAGAGGCACGCCGGCGCGACGAGGAGGAACGUAAGCGCCGCGAAGAGGAAGCCCGCCAGAAGGUGGAACGGGAGGAGGCGGAACGGAAGGCACGCGAAGAGGCCGAACGUCAGCGCGUCGAGAUGGCCGAGCGCCUGAAGAAGGAAGAGAAGGAACGUGAAGAGCGAAGGAAGCGCGUGGAAGCUAUUAUGUUGCGAACCCGGGCAAAAGGGGCGGCCAAUAAUACGCCUACGAAGAACAACGAAGACGACAAGGAAAACGCCAUGUCCAAGAGUCAGAUCGUACUUUCGUCCACACCAGCCGCAACCCUUCCGACCGGCACUGCCAUGUCCGCGUCCACCAUAUCGAUGACCGAUUCGUUCAUUGCGUCCGAAAUCCGGCAAGAGCAGCAGCAACAAAGCCAGCAGCAGGAACAAUCGCUUGAGAAGGCCAUGGAGUCGCUCUCGCUGAGCAACAACAACAUCAACAACACCAACAGCAGCAGUAGCAACAGCAGCAGUAGCAGUGAAACGCUCGCCCACAGUGGCUCCCUCAACAACAAUAACAACAACGGUAGCAGCGAGUUUGACCGGUCCGUCACCGAGAAAGAGAACCUGUUGCUACGCGCCGGCGCACCGGCCAUCGUAAACAACAAUCUCAACAAUGGUAGUGCAAGCAAUGGCACGGUGGCCCCUGCUGGGGUCGAUGGUGAGGUCGUUGUCGGAGGCACGGACGGCACGAAUGGUUCCGCUAACGUGGCCACCACAAACGGCAAAGCGGAUCAGCAGCAGCAACUGCCAAGCAGCAAUGGUAGCAACACCACCGCCAACAGCACCUCGGAUCUGAUCAUCGAGGAUGCGCUGAUGGGCCAAACCAACGGACACAAGAACGGCACCAUUGACAAUGUGUUACUUGUCGCUCUUGUGAACGAGUAAUGUGUUUAUAGGAUAAAUGCACGCCCUAAGAAGUUGCUACUCGAUCCGAUGGCAAAGAAAGAUUGUACAUCCACGUGGCCAGCAGCAGCAGUAACAGCAGCAGCAGUGCACGUUUCGUGCCGACGUUCUACCGAGGCCAAUGGAACAUUGACGGUGCACAUCGCCAGUGGGACACCGCAAGAUCAACCGAUCGUUUAUGCCAAGGCAAAGUAAACCCCUAACUUAUUGGACUAACUAUGUCUGGAAAAAGGCGUAUGGCAUCCUGGGGGAAAAGCAAACGAACAGAUUGCACCUAAAUGGAAAACGGUAGGCAGCCGACGACCGGGCUACGACAUGCGUGCUGAUGCUUCGCAUGCUGCUACAAGCAUUAUGUGUUUUUUAACGAUAGUCAACCAUAGCUAAGCAAAAACAAAACAUUACAAAAAUCACCUAACUAAAGAACGAACGCUGUCGCGCAAUGGUCAGCUUACGGAAGAGGAAAGUGUGUCUUUGCCACUAGGUUUCUGUUUCGCAAUUAGGAUAGGUAACAAAGAUUAAUCAAAAUGUGUUAAUUGGUAGGAUACAGGGAGGUUUAGUGCAAGGAAAGAGAAACGGAACAGCGGGGGUUUCUUUAUCCCCUGGGGGUUAUGUAAACAGUUAAUAACAUACCAAAAUGUAGGGUGAACGUUGCUGGAACGUAAGUCACGCACAUUGAAUGAAGGUAAACUCUGACUGGAACACAGAAGGACAGUCCGCGAAAUCAAUGGAAAACGACGGUAUGGCUUUUAGAAGCUAUUUUGGAGCAUAUUUUAGAGAAACAAUCGGUUCAAUAAUGUAUUUUUGCCUCUUUCUAAUGAUACUAUCGUCACCUUUACCACCAAAGGUGCUUUGUGUAUUGUCAACUUUUCGUAUAUAUUUUUAUCAAACCACUUCAUACGUUUGUUUGGUCAAAAUUGUCUUAUUUCAAUUUUACGCGCGUUAUGUUUAAAGCUCUUUAAAGCUAUAAGAAAACAUUUUGCGUAUACUGUUGCGAAAGCUUACGUCAUGAACCUUUAUUUUAUGGAAUCCUCAUGUAUUGCACUUUUGCUGCAACGUAUGAUCGUUUUCUUUGUGUUUAGCUCUAGAAACAUUCUGUGUAAUCCUGUUAAUUUGUAACAUAAUUUAUUAAAUUCUUUGUAGCAAAUUUAUGUUUCUUUUCCAUGGUUUAUGUCCUAUAUUGUACUUUGCCAAUACAGCAAAUACAUCCCAUGAGAUAAAAACUAAUACAUAAAAUUA